Vespa velutina is the source of this 1507-nucleotide messenger RNA. Its product is annotated as fatty acyl-CoA reductase wat-like. Gene Ontology annotation, cellular component: peroxisome. The record is from RefSeq and is a predicted model, not a curated record. Lineage: Eukaryota; Metazoa; Arthropoda; Insecta; Hymenoptera; Vespidae. Gene Ontology annotation, biological process: long-chain fatty-acyl-CoA metabolic process. Gene Ontology annotation, molecular function: alcohol-forming very long-chain fatty acyl-CoA reductase (NADP+) activity.
UCAACGGACACUUGAAUUUAUUUGCAUUAUCGUUUAAAUGAUUAAAAUAAAUAAAUACGAUAGAGAAACAGACAAGAUUUCUACAUUUUCGUUUAUGUUUAUGUUUACAGAUCGAUUUAGAAAAGCAAAUAUGAUAGACGUAGUGCCAGAAAGAGGUGAACAAGAAAUAGCCCUAUCGGAAAGUUCUUUGAGAGAUGCUACGGAAACUAAAUAUGCACCUGUAUAUAUUCAACCCAUCGAGGAUAAUUACGAACUUACACCCAUUCAAAAAUUUUACAGUGGUCAAAGUAUUUUUAUAACUGGUGGAACAGGAUUUAUAGGAAAGUUAUUGAUCGAGAAAUUGUUAAGAGAAUGUCCCGGUAUCGCUUGCAUUUAUCUUUUGAUACGUACAAAAAAAGGAAAAAGUGUGCUUCAACGCAUGAAAGAACUAAUUGAAAAUUCUUUAUUUUCCACUUUGAGAGAGAAACAACCAAGAUUCCAGAAUCGUAUAGUCCCAAUCAAGGGCGAUUGUAGAUUGCCGAAUCUCGAUAUUUCAAUGAUCGAUAGAGCUACAUUAAUACGCGAGGUCUCAAUUAUUUUUCAUGUCGCCGCAACCGUCAAGUUCAACGAGAAAAUAAAAUUGGCGACAGAAAUCAACGUUGGAAGUGUAAAGGAUAUAAUAAAUUUGUCCAAAGAAAUGUCAAAACUGAAGAGUGUUGUGCAUGUAUCAACGGCUUAUUCCAAUUGUUUUCAUAUUCCACUUAUAGGUAGAGAGAAAUUUUAUGACCCACCGAUAGAUCCCGACAAGUUGAUAAAUUUGGUGGACUGUAUAAAUGAAAAAUUGCUCGACGAUAUUACCCCACAAUUACUCGGAAAAUGGCCAAAUACUUAUGUUUAUACGAAAACAGUCGCAGAGAAUCUUAUAAAAAAGCGUGCUGACUCUAUACCGAUUGGAAUAUUUCGUCCAGGAAUUGUAAUAUCCACGUACCGAGAACCUAUCCGAGGAUGGAUCGACAACAAGAACGGACCAAUAGGAAUUACAACAAGUGUUUUUAUGGGAUUAAUGCGAACUCACUAUUGUGAUGGAUCGAUAAAUGUGGAUUUCGUGCCUGGAGAUUUUACCACUAAUGGAAUAAUCGCUAGCGCAUGGGAAAUUGCAAAUAAUCGAAAAAUACGUAAUCUUUUUAGAUCCAAUCAAGAUAUUCCCAUUUACAAUUACAUAUCAAAGGACAAUCCAUUCACUUACGGCAGAUUUUUAGAAAUGAUACUUACGUAUGGAGAAUUGGUACCUUUUGAAAAGGCAAUUUGGUGCCCUAUCUUUGAAAUAACAAAAUAUCGGUCGAUCUAUCUUUUCUACGUAUAUUUUUUACAUUUACUACCAGCUCUUAUAAUCGAUACAUUCUCUUUGUGCAGAGGUAAAAACCCAAGGUUACUCAGAAUGUACAAUAAAAUUCACGAAAUGUCAAAUCUACUUAGUUAUUUUUCUAUAAACGAAAAAAAAUUUACAAAUAGAAGAUGGAACGAAUUG